AUGGAGAUCUCCGAUCGUGUAGAGAGUGAAGCUGGCGAAUGCGCGCGCUGCCGCCGCCUGCAGCCUCCUGCCCCUGACAGCCCGACGCGGCGCCGGGGCGCGGACUCCGGAUCCGCAGGCUUCUGGAGACCUUGGGUUCACGCCCCGGGCGAGAGGGAGGAGGAGGAGCCGCACCUCGCCGCGGAGGCGGUGUCUGAUGGCUCCGGAACGACUGCAGCUUUAGGAAAGCUUUCCAAUUACAGACACCCGGUUAGACUAUUUUGGCCCAAAUCAAAGUGUUAUGAUUACUUAUAUCAAGAAGCAGAAGCUCUUCUGAAAAAUUUUCCAGUUCAAGCCACAAUUUCUUUUUAUGAAGAUUCUGAUAGUGAAGAUGAAAUUGAGGAGCUGAUCUGUGAAAAUUAAUCUGACUAUUUACUUUUGAUGAUAUU
This is a messenger RNA of Talpa occidentalis (Iberian mole), 428 nucleotides long. RefSeq names its product ripply transcriptional repressor 2 (gene RIPPLY2). The coding region runs from base 1 to 402 and encodes 133 amino acids. The transcript has 4 exons. Lineage: Eukaryota; Metazoa; Chordata; Mammalia; Eulipotyphla; Talpidae. Gene Ontology annotation, cellular component: nucleus. Gene Ontology annotation, biological process: negative regulation of transcription by RNA polymerase II; embryonic pattern specification. The record is from RefSeq and is a predicted model, not a curated record.